AUUAACAAUAUAAACAAGUUUAUAGUUUUUGUUGAUAAUGAGUUCCUUCAAAAUAUGAAUAUCUGUCAUCUUUGAGAGUAUUAUUAAAACAAUUGAAAAAUAAUAUUUAUUUAUGUUUUGUUUUAUGUAGACAAAAUGAAGAUAGAGUCGAUUAUAAUUUGUUCAAUUUUCUUGAUUAACCUCAUGCAAUCAUCAUUUUGCAAAACAAUAAAACCACCGAAAAUAGCAAUUAUUGGUGCUGGAAUUGGUGGAGCUUCAGCUGCAUACUUUUUAAAUGAAUUAUUUGGAGAUGACGGUGCUAAUAUCCAUAUAUAUGAGAGGGAAGUUGUUGGAGGCCGGUUGGCGACUACAAACAUAAAUGGACGUUAUUUUGAAGUCGGUGGUUCGGUAAUUCAUCCCAGAAAUAAAUACUUAUCUCAGUUUAUGGAUUUAUUUGGUUUGAAAAAACGUUUUGAAAAAUCAUCGUCAACAUUUGCAUUAUAUGAUGGUGAAAAAUUUGUUUUUCAAAGUAGCAAAUAUUAUUUGAUAAAUGUAAUGAAAGUUCUUUGGCGAUAUGGAUUUGAAUUUAAGACACUUGAUUCUACUAUUGAUAGCAUUCUUAACGAAUUUGAUCGCAUAUACGAAUUGCAAAACAAUGGCGAAUCUUUUAAAACUGUGGAACAGCUAUUAAAUGCUAUGUCACCGUCUUUUGUGGAUGCAUUAACUAAUACUACAUACAAGGUUCUCAAAGAUCAACAUUUUUCUGAUCGCAUGAUCAAUGAAAUUGUUCGAGCUGCAUUAAGAGUCAAUUAUGGUCAAGAUAUAGAUGUUCAUUUCUUUGUUGGAAGUGUCUCGCUUGCUGGUACAGCCGAUGCAUUAUUUUCCAUUAAAGGUGGUAAUAAACAAGUUCCAGAAAAACUGCUACAACAUACACCAGUUGUAACCAUUCCAAGAGAGAUUCAAAGUAUAACAUUGAAUUUGAAUUCGAAAGCAGGUCGCUAUUUAUUGAACUUUACACGGAACGAACAUCAAGUCCACGAUAACGAACAUGGAGAAUUUUAUGAUAUUGUAAUUCUUGCUACGCCUAUGACACUAGAUAUAAAAAAUCGAAUUAAAUUUAUAAAUUUUCCAAAGCAGAUUCAAUUCUUGGGAAACUAUCAUCGUACUGUUUGUACUCUAGUUAAUGGUGAUCUAAAUUAUAAAUUUUUUAAUCUAGAUUCUAAAGUAACUGAUAUAUUAACUGUAAACGAUACAUUUUUUAAUUCGGUCAGUUCAAUUGUUGAUGUCAAUUAUUCGGGAGAAGAUAUUGAUAGUAAUGUUUGGAAAAUAUUUUCACCAAAUAUUUUAACAGAAGCUGAAAUUAAUAAACUAUUUAAAACUAUUAAAUCGAAGAAAAUUAUUGAUUGGAAGGCAUAUCCAGCGUAUGAUACAAUAAAACGAACAGAUAGUUUUAUAUUAGACGAUUAUAUGUUUCAUGUAAACGCAAUUGAAUGGGCUGCUAGUGCUAUGGAAAUGAGUGCGAUUGGAGCAAAAAAUGUUGCUAUAUUAGCAUAUGAAGUUUGGAACAAUAAAAAAGUAAUAUCUAAAUAUAAUCAAACUACCCAUAAGGAACAAAAAGUUGAACUUUGAAAGUAUAUUCCGGUGAUUAUAAUUUGGAACGUAAUUUAAUUCUAAGUGUUGAUUUUGUAUUAUAAAUAAAUUUUGUCAUUUUUUACUGAAA
Messenger RNA from Chrysoperla carnea, 1699 nucleotides. RefSeq names its product prenylcysteine oxidase-like. NCBI's taxonomy places the organism in Eukaryota, Metazoa, Arthropoda, Insecta, Neuroptera, Chrysopidae. Gene Ontology annotation, molecular function: prenylcysteine oxidase activity. The record is from RefSeq and is a predicted model, not a curated record. The transcript has 5 exons. The coding region runs from base 136 to 1608 and encodes 490 amino acids. Gene Ontology annotation, biological process: prenylcysteine catabolic process; prenylated protein catabolic process.